AUGGCACAACAUCUCACACCUCCAGAAUUACCUCCAUUUCUCCGUCAGGUCUACGACUACGGCCACUCUACUUGUCUCUAUGACGAGACGCAGCAGGACGAUGCGCCGACCCUGUCCUCAAGUAGCUCUGCUCGGACAUACGUGACGCUGACAUUUGCUCAGUCUCUUGACGCGAAGAUUGCUGGACCUGACGGAAAGCAACUAGCGCUGAGUGGGAGGGAGAGCAUGAUUAUGACACAUUGGAUGAGAACUCUGCAUGACGGCAUCCUCAUCGGCAUCGGGACCGCUUUGAACGAUGACCCGCAGCUUAAUACCCGCCACCUUCCGCCGCUUCCUGCCGGCCUAUACAGCCCGCAGGCUCGUUAUAACGUACCAAGGCCAAUCAUUCUCGAUGCACAUUUGCGGCUAUCUCAUGAAUGCAAGCUCAUCAAGAAUUAUCGAGCAGGAGAUGGUAGGAGGCCGUGGGUCGUCUGCAUGGGUGGGGCACAGGCUGCUCAGAGCGGUUGUGUGGCGAGGAGGAAGACAUUGGAGAGUGCUGGGGUGCUCGUGAUCCAGACUAUCGGGAAAGAUGGUGCAUUGACAUUUUUUGCAGGACUCGUAUCAAUAACCGAUCUGCUCACACGUUUAUACGAGAUGGGCAUUCAUUCUUUGAUGGUCGAAGGCGGGGCACGCGUAAUCAAGUCAUUCCUCGCAGACGCAGGCAAGCGGAGCGCGAACGGGAGCAAAACCAGUGUAGUUGACACCGUCGUCAUCACAGUCGCGCCGACGUUGGUCGGGAAGGAUGGAAUAGGGUACGGAUCCGAUCUUGCCGCUUCGGAGUUGCCUGCACUGGAGCAUGUCGAGACGCAGCUUUUCGGGCGAGAUGCAGUGAUUGCGCUGAGAGCAAUUGACUGA
Laetiporus sulphureus 93-53 is the source of this 894-nucleotide messenger RNA. Its product is annotated as bacterial bifunctional deaminase-reductase. The coding region runs from base 1 to 894 and encodes 297 amino acids. The record is from RefSeq and is a predicted model, not a curated record. Gene Ontology annotation, molecular function: 5-amino-6-(5-phosphoribosylamino)uracil reductase activity. Lineage: Eukaryota; Fungi; Basidiomycota; Agaricomycetes; Polyporales; Laetiporaceae. Gene Ontology annotation, biological process: riboflavin biosynthetic process. The transcript is spliced from 5 exons.